Molecule: messenger RNA, 2745 nt
Organism: Drosophila elegans
Lineage: Eukaryota; Metazoa; Arthropoda; Insecta; Diptera; Drosophilidae
Product: acid sphingomyelinase-like phosphodiesterase 3b
Exons: 6
Coding region: 448-1983 (511 amino acids)
Molecular function (GO): hydrolase activity
Source: RefSeq, a predicted model, not a curated record
CAUGCGAAUCGCACGGCACGGAUUAUACGAUUCCCGGAUUUUUUGGAUGCUCGCAAAAUACGCGCCUUUGACGAAUAUCCGUACUUCGUGCACACUUCCUCAAGUUGGCGCGUUUUUAUUGCUCCGGCAAAAAGUAAAGUGUCUCAUCAUUCCGGCUGUUCCACGCUGUUUGGGGCAAGUGAAAUGUGCGCAUCGCAUCCGCUCGUCCCGGUUUUCAUCAUAACGUGACAACAAUUUUGAUUUGGCCGUGACGCGAGUGUUUGUGCCGUAACUAAAUACGGGUUUAUUGCGGUGGUUGGCCGCUACUGCUGCUACUGCUGCUGCUGCCUCACCAACUUUGACUAAUGAAUAAAAGUAGACAGUGCAAAAAGAAUUUGUGUGAGCGGCAAGGACAACAGUCAAAGGAAAAGUUUUAAGGGAGGCGUAAAAGGCGUUUUGGUUGCCAAGAUGCCUCUUCUGGCCCCAUUCAGUUGGAUCUGGCUCUGUCACUGGCUUUUGGCCUACUCCAGCCUCGCCCAGGCGCGCGUUGGAUACUUCUGGCACAUCAGUGACCUGCACCUUGACACCCUGUACUCCACCCGGGGUGACAUCUACCGGAGCUGCUGGCAGUUGGCUCGAUCGGUUUCCGGUUCCGGUGGCAACAAUGCGGCAACAGAGGCACCUGGCACCUUUGGCCACUACAACUGCGACAGUCCGUGGAGCCUGAUCGAAUCGGCAGUGAAGACCAUGAAGGCCAAGCAGGGUGACAACGUGGAGUUCGUCCUGUGGACCGGAGACGCCCUCUCGCACUCUGCUCAGCCGCUGUCCGAGCAAAAGCAGCACGAGAUCCUACAAAAUAUCACGGAUCUGCUGCGCCGGAGCUUCUCCUCGCAGUUCAUCUUCCCGGUUUUGGGUCACGAGGACGGGAGUGGCAGCUACCGAAGAUUGGGCGAACUGUGGCGCCACUGGCUGCCUUCGGAGGCGCUGGUGACCUUCGACCAGGGCGGCUACUACUCCAUCGAACAGACCAAGAGCCGGCUGCGAAUCGUGGCUCUGAAUACGAAUUUUAUGCGACUCGAAUCCGAUCCGGAUUCCAGGACAUCGCACAGCUUGCGAUGGUCAUCUGAAUACUAUACGGAACCCAAAGCAUCCGUUAGCUCCAUUUCGGCCGAGGAUGAACUGCUGGCGGAGCAACAAUGGCUCUGGCUAGAGGAGGUCCUCACCAAGUCCAAGGAAAAACAGGAAACGGUCUACAUAGUGGGUCACAUGCCGCCGGGCGUGGACGAACGUCACCUGGGGCCCCGGCACAGUCAGGUGACCUUCACGGAGCGCAAUAACCAACGCUACCUGGAGAUGGUCCGUAAAUUUGCCCCGGUCAUCCAGGGCCAGUUCUUCGGUCACCUGCACUCGGACACCUUUCGCCUGAUCUACGAUGCCAAAGGCAUUCCCAUUUCGUGGCUGAUGAUUGCCCCAUCGAUUGCGCCCCGCAAGGCCGGCAUCGGCUCAUCGAAUAAUCCCGCCCUGCGGCUGUACAAGUUCGACACUGGGAGCGGCCAGGUGCUGGACUACACCCAGUUCUGGCUGGACCUGACCCAGGCCAACCGAGCCGACGAGCCCACCUGGGUGCUGGAGUACAACCUGACGCAAUACUACGGCCUGACAGAGAUCUCCGCCGGAGCGCUGAACCAGUUCGCCGAGCGCUUCACGGGCACAGACCCAUCCUGGUUCUUCAGAUAUCAACGAGCCAACACAGUGCGAUAUCAGACCGGGUCGGACUGCUCGGGCCGCUGCAUGCUCAAUCAUUACUGCGCCAUCACGCGCCUGGACUACGAUGAGUUCCGGGUCUGCUUGGAGAAGGAGCAGCUGGCGCUGCUGGGACACGCCCCCACCGCCCGAGCGCCCACAUCCUGGAGCUUGCUGCUCGGCGUACUCGGCGCUUUUUAUGGCCUCCACACGGGAUGGGGGGCCGGGCGAUGCAACAAUUGCCACAUCCAGCGAAUUUAAGCGUUCUCGCUUAAGCGGAACCAUAUCAAAGUGGGGUUGAGCCCCAGGAUGCGCACUCAGUCACUCAGAAAAAUAAAUCGUCCUUAAAUACAAAAACUAGGUCACAUUUUAUUUCUUCACAAUUGGCGUACAUUUUAACAAGGUAAUAUUGUUCUAAAAAAAAUUAUAGUUAGUUAAAAUCAGAGAAAAGUAAAUUAUAAAACAUUAAAUUAAUAAAAAUUUAUAAAUACUUAAAAAGAACGUUUUUUUUAUUAGUUAAAAAAAUGUAGUCCCCAAAUUAACCUGAGUUAUUUCUAAGUCUUUAAAUACAUUUUCAAAAUUAAUAAAUUUGUUUUAAGAAACUAGUUAAUUUAUGAAGACUUUCAUAAGAAAUGCCUAAAACAAAGUAUUUAUUUAGGAUUUAUUAUUUUGGUUGUAUAGGUACACAAUUUGGAAAAACUAAACCAUUAUUACUUUGUAGCUUUUUUAAAGAUUUGUUUUAUUAUCCAUUUAUUCUUUAUAUUCAAUACUUAAUAGAACUAAAUUUUAUUUAUUGUUUUUGUAAUAUAUUGCGUUAUAUUUUUCUUUUAUUGUAUACAUUUUUAAGAAUACUAUACAAUACACUUAGUUAUAAAAAUAAAUUUUAAGGAACUUCUAUUUAGGUACGAUUUUUGCUUUUCUGAGUGUACCGAUGGGCAUAUAGAUAGUAAUGGAAAUAGGAAUGUGAGAGCAAAAAGGACGAGAAGGAGGAUGACUUGCGGAACGGGCUGAGCAAUUCCUAUG